Molecule: messenger RNA, 1136 nt
Organism: Actinia tenebrosa (Australian red waratah sea anemone)
Lineage: Eukaryota; Metazoa; Cnidaria; Anthozoa; Actiniaria; Actiniidae
Biological process (GO): proteolysis
Molecular function (GO): aspartic-type endopeptidase activity; zinc ion binding; nucleic acid binding
Source: RefSeq, a predicted model, not a curated record
AUGAAGAAUCAUAGCUCUGCGGAAUGCAGGUAUAAAAACGCUAAGUGCUUCAAAUGUAAUGAAAUUGGUCAUCUAAAGUCGCAAUGUAGGAACAAACAGGGGCAAGGCCGAGGUAAUGACAACGUAAGGAAGGAAAACAAAGCCACGAAGGGCAAACAACCUGUACGCUUCGUAGAAGAGAGCGUUAACCAAGACGACGACUACGAGACGCCGAGCGAAGUGGAAGAGAGUGAGUCGGAUACAGAUCCGUACGACCCAGUAAAUGCAGUAGAGAUCAACGAGGACGUGAAGAAGAAGAUUAAGGUAGAUCAUCAAGAAUUUACRGGAACGAUCAAGAUACCGAUCUUAAUGGAAGGAUCAAAGGUAGAAAUGGAGCUAGAUACCGGAGCAGCAGUUUCCAUCAUGACAAUGAAGGAUUACGAGAAAUACCUUCGACAUAUUCYGCUGAAGAAGACAACGCGAAGCCUUCGCGGAUAUGCGGGAACACCCUUGAAGACAGCAGGAGAGAUUCUGGUAGAUGUCGAAUACCAGGGACAGUCUGCAGCUUUACCGAUAGUCAUUGUUGAGGMAGACAAGUAUGCUCCACCCCUGCWGGGACGAUCCUGGCUCAGAGCCAUCAAGCUGGACUGGCAGAACUUGUUCACGCAAGUGCAUUACCACUCGAGGUCGGAACCAGUUGAGGAGCUGAAAUCGAGGUACGCAGAUAUCUUCAAACCAGAACUAGGAACUAUACAAGGAACGAAGGCAACCUUGCAUGUAAAACCCGAUGUUGCACCAAUUCACCUGAAGGCACGCCCGGUGCCAUUCUCUCUUAGACCAGCAGUCGAGAAGGAAAUCGACAGGAUGAAGCAAGAAGGAAUCAUAGAAGCUGUAGAAUUCAGUGAGUGGUCAACUCCUUUAGUGGUUGUACCCAAGACCGACGGAACGGUACGUCUAUGUGGGGACUACAAAUGCACCGUGAAUCAAGCAAUUCAUACAGAACAAUACCCGAUACCAACACCGGAAGAACUCCAGACCAAGAUGGCAGGCGGAAAGCAGUUCUCGAAGAUUGACCUGAAGUGUGCGUAUCAACAGAUGCUACUCGACGUGGAGUCCCAGAACUUAGUCACAAUAAACACGCCUAAGGGACUAUUCAG